Molecule: messenger RNA, 1114 nt
Organism: Paramecium sonneborni
Lineage: Eukaryota; Ciliophora; Oligohymenophorea; Peniculida; Parameciidae
Source: the annotation of a GenBank genome assembly
AAAUUAACAAAUGGGUAUUUGCCAAGGCACAAGAUCACCAUCAAAUAAGUAAUAAGAAAAUAAAUAAAAUCAUCCUUAAGAAGUAAACUCUGAUAUUUUGAUUAUUGGAUAGGAAAAAUAAAAAACUGAAAACUUAGUUCCUAAUCAGAUAGAUCCAAUUCUAUUGUAAUAAAUAGAAUAAUUACCUAUAAUAUUUAGCCUGUCUUUUGAUAAAGAUGGAUAAAAUUUGAUCCUAGCAACAGAGAGAGAUCUUUCAAUUUUUAAAUAUUAGAAUGGAUAGUUUCAACUUCAAAUUAAUAAAAAAGAGUAGGCAACUGCAAUAGUUUUAAGUAAAAAAGUUGAUUGGUUUGCAUAUUCAGCCCAUCAAGAAGGUUUAAAGUGUUGUAUAAAAAAAAAUGAUAAUUAUUGGGAAACUUCAGAUGCAGAAAGAUAUGUGGGGUAAUAUAUAUUCUGCUUAGUAUUAAAUAACGAUGAAAAUGAAUUAAUCUCUGCUGUUGAAGACUAUGGAAUUUAUUUUUGGAAUGUAAAUUGUUUAGAUAAUAAAAUAAAAUAAUCCAAUAUACGCUUGCUUCUAAAUAACAUAACCACUCUUUGUUUAAAUCCAUCAGAGAAUUUAUUAGUAUCAUCAACUUAUUCCUCAAUAAUUAUGCUUUGGGGAAAAUUCGAAAAUAAUAAAUGGGAACGUAUGUAUGAUUUGGAGCCUCCUCUUAAAUUUAAUCAAGCUAGAUCAAUAAGUUUUAUUACUGAUGAUACUUUGGUAUUAUAAGAUUAUCAAAUAGAUUAUGUUUAUGUUUAUAAAUUACUAGAUGGAAUCUUCGUUAUUGCUUAAACAAUUGAAUCAUAAAAUAAAUAUUGCAAAAAUACAUUUAUGAAUGUUAGUGGAGGGUUUCCAAAAAUUUACAAUAAAAAAAGAAAGCUACUUUAUUUGAGACAUUAAAGUUAAAUCAAAUUUUUUACCUAAUAAAAUAAUAACCUCUUAUUUUAACAAAUACCAGACUAUAUUUAAUUUGAUGAUUUUAAAGUUUAUAAUUUAGUUAUGAGUGAUAACGGGAAAUUCUUAGCUGUAUGUGGAUUUAUGGACAAAAUGUUAAUUUAUUAAUUGAUUAUGGAUUGA